ACAUUUUAUAAACCGGAUUGCACUGAGCGGAGGGGGAAAAAAAGGAAAAAAAAAGAUACAAAAUAUACAAGCAAAAGGCAACAACUCCCCGGUCUCCAGCAGUUGCCCACCCUCCCUUCCCUUCUCUCCUGCUGGCCAUCUGCCUUGGGUUUUCCUUUGUGUCUGAUCUUUUACUACUGAGCCGAGCGCAGGAGGAGGGUGCAGCGCUCGCAGGGACUAUGCCCAGCUCGCUUUUCGCAGACAUGGAGAGGAACGGGAGCGGCGGCGGCGGCGGUGGCGGUGGUGGCGGGGGAGAGACCCUGGAUGACCAAAGAGCCCUCCAGAUCGCCCUGGAUCAGCUCUCCCUGCUGGGGCUGGACAACGACGAGACGGGCUCCAUUUACGACAGCGAGCCUCGGAAAAAGAGCGUGAACAUGACCGAGUGCGUUCCGGUGCCCAGCUCGGAGCAUGUCGCGGAGAUAGUGGGGAGACAAGGUUGUAAAAUCAAAGCUCUGCGGGCAAAGACCAACACCUACAUCAAGACCCCAGUUCGCGGGGAGGAGCCGCUCUUUGUUGUGACGGGCAGAAAGGAAGAUGUGGCCAUGGCCCGCAGGGAGAUCAUCUCAGCGGCCGAGCACUUCUCCAUGAUCAGAGCAUCACGGAACAAGAACACAGCCCUGAAUGGCACCGUCCCCGGCCCCCCAAACCUGCCCGGCCAAACCACCAUCCAGGUGCGGGUGCCUUAUCGCGUGGUGGGCUUGGUUGUGGGGCCCAAGGGGGCCACCAUCAAGCGCAUCCAGCAGCAGACGCACACCUACAUUGUGACCCCGAGCCGGGACAAGGAGCCAGUCUUUGAGGUGACGGGCAUGCCCGAGAAUGUGGACCGGGCCCGGGAGGAGAUCGAGGCGCACAUCGCUAUGCGCACAGGCGGCAUCAUCGAGCUGACGGACGAGAACGACUUCCACGCCAACGGCACGGAUGUGGGCUUCGAGCUAAACGGCACGGGCAGCCUCUGGAGCAAGCCCACACCACCCAGCAUCACGCCCACCCCAGGCCGCAAGCCCUUCUGCAACUACCGCAACGACAGCUCCAGCUCGCUGGGCAGCGCCUCCACCGACUCCUACUUCGGCGGCGGCACGGGGGGGGGCGGCGGCGCCCGCCUGGCCGAUUACAGCCCCCCGAGCCCGGCGCUGAGCUUCACCCACAACGGUAACAACAACAACAACAGCGGCAGUGCCAACGGCUACGUGUACGGCGGCGGCGGCGGCGACGUGCUCUCCUCCCCGGACUGCUGCUCCGAGCUGCCGUUCGACUCACCGCCCGGCUUCGACCUGGCGCCCGCCCCUCCGCCGGGGGCCGCGCUCCUCUGGCCGCAGUUCGAGCGCGGCCCCGCCGCGCCCCCCUCGCCCGCGCCCUCACCCGCCACCGCCUUCCCGGGCGCCGCGCCCGCCAAUGCCAACCUGGCGCUGCUGGUGAGCGGCCCCCGGCGCGGCGGCGGAGCCCCGCCCCCGGCGCGGCUCUCCCCGCCCCUGCACGGCGGCGCGGCGGGGCCCGAGCACCCGCUUGCGCGGCGGGUGCGCAGCGACCCCGGCGGGCGGCUGCUGGCCGGCUCCUACCCGCUGUACGGCAACGGGCUGGGAGCGCACCUGCCGGGGCUGCCCUCCGACUCGUCCGGCUCCUCCUCCUCCUCGUCCAGCUCCUCGUCCAGCUCCUCCUGCUCCUCGUCCGGCGUGCGGCGGAAGGGCAGCCGCGACUGCUCGGUGUGCUUCGAGAGCGAGGUGAUCGCGGCGCUGGUGCCCUGCGGCCACAACCUCUUCUGCAUGGAGUGCGCCAACCGCAUCUGCGAGAAGACGGAGCCGCAGUGCCCCGUCUGCCACAGCGCCGUCACCCAGGCCAUCCGCAUCUUCUCCUGAGGGCCGGGAAGAGCAGGGCAGGGCCGGGCUGACCCGGUCGCACCGGGGCCCGCGAAGGGGGUGCGGGCUGCGAGCGAGGCGCGGCCGAGGGAGGGCGGGGGGUGGUGGUGGUGACAGCGGGUGCAUGCUAUAAAUAAUAACGGGCGACUCCAUUCUAGUGCUAGGCUAGUUUUUACACUGUACUUUAAUACGAAGCUUCCAAAACUCCCCCUUUUUUAUAAACAAACAAAAGAAAAAAACAUAGAAAAAAAAUACUGAAAGUAGAAGAUGCUUAUGAUGAUGACAAUGGUGUGUGGACUGUUAGUAAACCGUGCUGGUAGUUCCUAGGAUGCUUAUUAUGAAAUAAUUAAAUCUAUGGGUGGAUACUUUUCUGAAUGUUCUUGAAAGGGCAAGAAGUUCCUGUGAAAAAACCAUGAUACUGCAGCUUUAUCAAAGUUUAAAAAAGAAAAAAAAAAAGAAACCCACAAA
Messenger RNA from Melopsittacus undulatus (budgerigar), 2360 nucleotides. It is a transcript of the gene MEX3B, whose product is annotated as mex-3 RNA binding family member B. The record is from RefSeq and is a predicted model, not a curated record. The coding region runs from base 219 to 1892 and encodes 557 amino acids. Gene Ontology annotation, molecular function: RNA binding. The transcript has 2 exons. Lineage: Eukaryota; Metazoa; Chordata; Aves; Psittaciformes; Psittaculidae.